UCAAAGAUGUCUGCGCCCGUAAAAAAGUCAGGAAACGAUGUUGUUAUUGCUGUUAAAAAGGUCACGGAUUACUUGCUGAAAGGAAACAAAGUAAUCGACGAUACUGUCAUUCAUAGUUUGUUUGACAGUAUUAAACUUAGCUUUGAUAGUAUUGGUGACAUAGAAAAAGUUGAACUACAGAAAUUUGUAGAAGAUGUUGCAAAAAACUGCACAGAGCUAGACAGCUGUACUGUUGUGUUUAGUCUUGAAGUGACCGGCUGGCUUGGUGGGAACAAUGUUUAUUACGGAUGCUUUAAGUCUAGCAUACAUCAAGUGUUCCAUGCUAUUUGGGAGAAGUUGAAAUCCAAAGAUCUGUGUGAUAUAUCAGUCACAACAGCACUUUAUGAAAGCCUAGCUCCACUGGCUAAACAUGAGGAGGGUUUACAAUGGAUUGUUGGUGAUAAAGAGAUAGCAGAUGUGACGACAGAAGGCCUUGGUAUUUUAAGAGGGUCUUCUAGUAUAUUUCUUGAGAAAGCUGUAAUAAGGUAUUUGACAUCAGUUAUGGUUGCAUUAGAGGUUGAGUGUGAGAACAACUCAGCAGGCCAUUUGUUUUCUUCAAGACUACUUGAUACAACAGCGAGUAAUAUCGAAAACAGCUUCUGUAAGAAACAUGUAGGACCAUUUGUACCAGGUAGUUUGCAGCUCCUAGAAAAUCUGUGUAGACUGUCGCCAGGUACCAGUAAACAGCUGUUGACCAAUCACAUUGAUUUCUGCAAACACCUGUUAGAUAUGAUUGGCUCACUUAAUCCCAGGAAUUGUGAUACAGUUUUGAAUAUUAUUGGAGCUCUUCUGCAAACAGGACUAAAAGAAGAUAGCUGCAUGGAUAUUAGAGACAAUAGAGACCAUUUUAUUAGAAAGAUUGAGGACCAGCUCUCACACCUUGCUGCGGAAGGGAACAUUGUAGAUGCGCAAAAGUUGGCAGUUUGUUGUUUAAAGUCACAAGGAACUGUUAGAUUAGAGCAAAGUUGUAAAACGAUUCUGAUACAACCUGUCAACUGGAUACUGGAAGAAGAUGUUGAAUGUUCCAUAUUCCCGCAACAGGUUCUACAGACAGCUUUGUCAACAAAGUGUAGAUGUACAGAUAUUGUAUGCAGGUCAUUGAAUGGGAACACUAUAGGAGUCAACACUAUUACAGGGCUGUUAAGGAGAAGCAUUGUAUUUUCUGGACAUGGAGACAGGCCUUGCUCAAUGGCAGCAUCUUAUGUCUACAAGAAUAGGAAAAUACAGAGAAAAUGUCUGGAGACUCUGAUAACAUGUACACAAAAUGAUAGAAAAGAUGAAGAUUCAGGCUGGCUAACCAGGGCUGAACUUGUUGUAGAGCUAUUUAGAGAACCAGACAAUGAAACUGUGAUUUAUUCCCUGUGUUCACAACUGCUGCUUAACUGGCUGCCAUUAUUGUGUACAGAUGAGAAUGCAAUGCCUUUCACUGUAGUUUUAGCUCAGACAAUACAGUGCCACCUAAGUGCACUUCAGUGGGAACUAAGGGACACAACUCUUGAGCUCCUCAGCAGAAUUAUAGAACAAUAUAAAGACAACACAUCUGUAACAAAGUGGAUCAUUGAACAUAGACUACAUGUACAGAUAUGGCAGUGUGUGAAAGAUGGAGAGAGUUAUGUUAGAGCAUCAGCAAUUUCUGCCUUAUACCAGCUUUGUCUAUGUCCACAACUUUUGUCUGCACUCACCAAGUCUGGUCUAGUUAGUGAUGAGGCUGAUGUUAUUGAGGCUAUAACAGACAUUGUUGAAAAUGAUACUGAAGCCUUUGCUAGAAGAUCAGCUGUAACUUUCCUUCUGAAGGUGUUCAAGGUCAAGGUCAGUUCAAAGGUCAGGGCCACUUCAGAUGUUCAGGACAGUUCAGAUGGUAUACUUGAUAAUGUGAUAGCAACCAUUGUUAAAGCAACAAGGGACUUUGACUGGGAAGUGAAACUUAUUGCUUUAGAUGUUGUAAGCUUUGUUAUACAGCAGGAAUUAUCACAGUGGUCUAAAAUUCUGGGAAUGCCAGAUUAUGCAAAGGAUCUGUAUAACAUUAAAUCAGCUGAUAAAAGCGAGCCUGGGAAAGACAUGAGUCAUGUAAUUGAUGGAUUAUGUAGGAACGAAAUAGUGAGUGUAUUAAUUGAUGCACUGGAUGAUUAUGAUGAGAAAGUAUGUGAGAAAGCUUUCAAAGUUUUCUCAGAUUUACAGUCUCUUGUGAAAACAAUUACAGACCCAUUUGAAAAUGAGGACAAUGAUUUAAUUGAUACAUGUGGAAUGAAGAAAAGAAAGUUGGAUGAUAUGUAUAGGACAGGAACCACAGAUACAAAACAAGAUAAUGACACAAACAGACUACUGUCUCUUGAAUUUAGAACAGAUAAUUUUGAGAAGGGCGUUAAAAAUUUCAGACACCUAGCUGAAGUAUCCUCUGUUGCAAAUAAUAGGAAUGAAAUAUUGGGUGAAAAUACUACUAAGAAGAAUGACAAUAUACGUAAGAUUUUAGAUUUUGAUUUGUCUGUAUACAAAUCAAGAAUUGAACAGGUGAAUGAUGGAGCUGCUAAACUUCUAAGUUUGGUUGAGGAUAUUUUAACAGCUGCAGAUAAAGAGGACGAUGAAAAUGCUGUAGAUUGUUAUUAAGA
This is a messenger RNA of Mercenaria mercenaria, 2645 nucleotides long. RefSeq names its product BRCA1-associated ATM activator 1-like. Gene Ontology annotation, biological process: cell population proliferation; DNA damage response; positive regulation of protein phosphorylation. NCBI's taxonomy places the organism in Eukaryota, Metazoa, Mollusca, Bivalvia, Venerida, Veneridae. The coding region runs from base 7 to 2643 and encodes 878 amino acids. Gene Ontology annotation, cellular component: nucleus. The record is from RefSeq and is a predicted model, not a curated record. The transcript has 11 exons.